This is a messenger RNA of Camellia sinensis, 1800 nucleotides long. NCBI's taxonomy places the organism in Eukaryota, Viridiplantae, Streptophyta, Magnoliopsida, Ericales, Theaceae. The record is from RefSeq and is a predicted model, not a curated record.
AACUGCUGGUGUUGGUACCACAGUCUUCUCAUCUUCUGUAGCUGCAAAUGUUGUUCAGAUGGCAAAUGAGAAAAUGAAGACAGAGCGUGAGGAAACACAGACUGUUGGUGGCUGGGAGAGUCUCUUGAAAAAGAGAAAAGGGCUAGAUGAUAAUGGUAAUGGUUAUGGUGGAACUGGCAUGGGAAGCUUAUUCGGAUUAAGAAAGGGUGGUCUUGGUACCAGAGAGUUGACGCCACUUGAACUUAGGAACAUGCUGAUGGCGAAGGCUCGGAUUGAGAUUUCUACUAAGUUAAAAGAAUGGAGCGCAGAGACUAUAACCAAGGCUGUAGACAGAAAAAAAGAAAAAGAGAAAAGUUUUGUAAAAGGCGACACCCGUGAACUGAAUGGGAGUGGAGUGUCUCGUUCUAUGGAAAGAGACCAAUCCAAGAAGUGUUUUGCUAGCACUUCUGCUGAUGAUGUGGAUAAAAAGGGCGUCGCACUUAUGUCAAUUAAUGUACCUGAUCCUGAUUUUCAUGAUUUUGACCAGGACCGGACAGAAAGGUCUUUUGAAGAUAACCAAGUUUGGGCUGCGUAUGAUGAUGAUGAUGGCAUGCCUCGUUUUUAUGCUAUGAUUCAUAAGGUGAUAUCCUUUAAGCCAUUUAAGAUGCAGAUAAGUUGGCUUAACUCAAAAAACACCAGUGAAUUUGGUACAACAGACUGGGUAGGUUCUGGUUUCUCUAAAACUUGUGGGUUUUUGAGGGUUGGCAAACAUGAAUUCACCGAGUCUCUAAAUUCAUUUUCCCACAAAGUUAAGUGGGAAAAAGGUCCACGUGGGACUGUUGGCAUAUAUCCCAAGAAGGGGGAUGUGUGGGCUGUCUACAGAAACUGGUCCCCUGACUGGAAUGAGCAUACUCCAGAUGAAGUGAUACAUAAGUAUGAGAUGGUGGAAGUGCUUGCUGACUAUGAUGAGGAUCAAGGUGUGUAUGUUGCUUCUCUUAUCAAGGUCGCUGGUUUCAGGACUGUCUUUUGUCCAAAUACAGACCCCGAGAAAGUAAGGAGAAUACCAAAAGAGGAGAUGUUUCAAUUCUCUCAUCAAGUCCCACACUAUUUGCUCACAGGUCAAGAAGCUCAAAAUGCUCCAAAGGGCUGCCUGGAACUGGACCCAGCAGCUUCCCCUUUGGAACUUCUUCAGGCAAUUACAGAAGCUAAUGAUGGGAAAGCUGGAAAAGAGAUGUCACAGAGUGUCUCAGAAAUUGGGGUAGACGAGAUUGUGACUAAUACCACAGAGGCCAAGGAAGAACAGAUGGUAGAGAAUGGUGUAUAAACCAAGGAAGGAGAGAUGGUAGGCACCAUGAAGUAGCCGAGGAAGCUGCCGUGGUAGAUAAUGCCGAAAAAUGCUGAAGCAGAACAAGAAGUUUGCUGGAGAUACAGUGUGAGUUUGGUUUUUAGUUAUAUGGUUUAGAAUUAAAAGAGGAGGACGUUUUGGUGACAAUGAUAGAACUUAUGCAUUGGCUUUCAUGAAGUCAAGUCUAACCGCAGUUUUGUCUGCAAAUUGAAUACUAGCUUAUAGGAUCGAAAUACAUGAUUCUUGUUUAAUUUUUAUUGGUCAAAUGUGAAUGCUCACUUACCUAUUGGAUUUGCCUCUUAAGAAUAGGGUUUUCUACUUAUCUUCCUGCUCAUCGUAAAUAGUUUAUACUCAAGGGACCAUUCGUUGGUUGCUUUAUGAUCAAUCAAGUAUACUAAUGAGCAACCUAUCUUUUUCUUGUACCUAACAUUGAUUUGUUCAAUUGAUUUACCUAUUCUAAGAUGAAUUAUGUUGUA